CUAAUUCUAAUUUCACUUUAAAUCCAAAAAUAUCCAACACUUCUUAACUCCACAUUGAAGCUCCCACUCGCAACACUUGGCGUUCACCUUGCCAUCGCCGUCCGUCGCGGUUGCUCCCGGCAACGGUUUUCCCUUCCAUCACCGCCGAUUCCCGCUCAGCGUUCUUGGGAAAAUUACCCGUUGAAUUUUCAUGGCUAGCAAUCCGUCACAGCUUCUCCCAUCAGAGUUGAUUGAUAGAUGCAUUGGUUCAAAAAUAUGGGUGAUUAUGAAAGGUGAUAAGGAGCUUGUUGGUACUCUCAGAGGCUUUGAUGUUUAUGUUAACAUGGUCCUUGAAGAUGUUACUGAAUAUGAAAUAACUGCUGAAGGGAGACGGAUAACUAAGCUUGAUCAGAUUUUACUCAACGGAAACAACAUUGCUAUUUUGGUCCCUGGUGGUUCGCCUGAUCCAGAAUGAAUAGUGCUGCUUGGUUACCUAUAUUUUUAACUCAGAUGUUGCUCUAGGCACAUACUUCCUGUACUUUAAAGAGGAUUGUGAAGCCAGUUAGGUUUUAUUUUCUUAAGUUUGUUGUGAGGGAUACAUCAUACAUGGUUAUAGUGUGUAAGGUACCAUUAAAACUUAAUCAUGGUGUUGAAUUGUGGAUCGCUCAGUGUAACAAGCAUUGCUACUGAUUUAACAAUUAAUUCUGCGCUUUUAUA
Messenger RNA from Lotus japonicus, 696 nucleotides. RefSeq names its product sm-like protein LSM5. Gene Ontology annotation, molecular function: RNA binding. Gene Ontology annotation, cellular component: Lsm1-7-Pat1 complex; U4/U6 x U5 tri-snRNP complex; U6 snRNP. The transcript is spliced from 5 exons. Gene Ontology annotation, biological process: mRNA splicing, via spliceosome. NCBI's taxonomy places the organism in Eukaryota, Viridiplantae, Streptophyta, Magnoliopsida, Fabales, Fabaceae. Bases 191 to 454 code for a protein of 87 amino acids. The record is from RefSeq and is a predicted model, not a curated record.